This is a messenger RNA of Bicyclus anynana (squinting bush brown), 1734 nucleotides long. It is a transcript of the gene Atg6, whose product is annotated as beclin-1-like protein. NCBI's taxonomy places the organism in Eukaryota, Metazoa, Arthropoda, Insecta, Lepidoptera, Nymphalidae. The transcript has a single exon. Gene Ontology annotation, biological process: autophagy; autophagosome assembly; cellular response to nitrogen starvation. The coding region runs from base 216 to 1502 and encodes 428 amino acids. Gene Ontology annotation, cellular component: phosphatidylinositol 3-kinase complex, class III, type I; phagophore assembly site; phosphatidylinositol 3-kinase complex, class III, type II. The record is from RefSeq and is a predicted model, not a curated record.
ACAUUUCAAGAAAUAGAAUUAGAAGAGGGUUCUUUGUUCAAAACUGUGCGAUAUUUUCUAUAAAUUAUUAAAAUUCUUAGAACUUAGAUUAGCUAUUAAUGAGAAAAUAAUAACUAGUGAAACUACUAUAAACAAAUUUUAGUGAUCUCAAAUUAUAGUUAAGUUGUGUGCAAAACGUAUGAUAUAACAAAGUAGUUAUUGCGUAUUCACGUAGGAUGAGUGAUACGAAAUCUUUCGUCAGCUUUUCUUGCCAACGAUGUCUACAGCCUUUGAAGCUGGACGAGUCUUUGAACAACCUGGGUGAGCACACUAUUGCUGAUUUAACACUUCAAAUACGUAGAAACAAUGAGGCAGAUCUGGAUUUGCAGUCGUCAAGUUUAGAACAUUACGUACCACCUUUUCGUAUGUCAGAAUCUGGAAACGGAGCUAAUGGCUUCAUGGUAAUCUCUGAUGGGUGGGAAACAACAUCUUUGGGCCACCAGUUGCAUGUAAAAGCUACUUUAUUUGAUUUAUUAUCAAACAACUCUGAUGUAGACCAUCCAUUAUGUGAUGAGUGUACCGAUACACUGCUAGAGUUGAUGGACAACCAGUUACGGCUAACAGAAGCUGAGUGGAAGGACUACACUGAUUAUUUAAAAAAAUUGGAAGACGAUAAAGAAGAUUUAAACUUAGAUGGGCUUGAAAAAGAACUUGAAGAUUGGAAACAAGAGCAAAACAGGCUUUUGCAAGAGUUGUCAGCGUUACAGAAGGAAGAGAAGGCUAUGAAAGAUGAGAUUAUAGUGCAAGAGAAGGAAAAGGAAAGAUUGGAAGUGGAACAGGACAUUUAUUGGAAGGAAUACACAAGAUAUCGUAAAGAUUUGAUGACAACAGAGGACCAAAUGAAGUUCUAUGAAUGUCAACUGUCAUAUACGCAGGUGCAAUUGGAGAAACUGAAGAAAACAAAUAUAUUCAAAGCAACAUUCCAUAUAUCAGAUUCAGGUCAAUUUGGUAUUAUAAAUAACUUUAGACUUGGUCGAUUACCGACUGCUCCUGUGGAUUGGUCAGAGAUUAAUGCAGCUUGGGGGCAGACUGUUCUACUGCUGUCUUCCUUGGCACGGAAAAUCAAUUUUCGUUUCCAACGCUACCGUCUAGUCCCAUAUGGUAAUCAUUCUUAUAUAGAGAUAUUAGAGGAUCAGAAAGUUCUACCUCUGUAUGGAUCGUCAGGAUUUCGUUUUCUGUGGGAUACAAAGUUUGAUGCUGCGAUGGUGGCUUUCUUGGAUUGCUUGCAACAGUUUAAGGAACAGGUUGAAAAAGGGAACACAGGAUUUUGCUUGCCGUAUCGAAUAGACACAGAUAAAUGGAAAAUUGAAGAUACAGCAUCCCCGCCUCAUGCAUAUUCCAUCAAGAUACAAUUUAAUUCAGAGGAACAGUGGACUAAGGCACUAAAGUACAUGCUCACUAACCUAAAAUGGGCACUAACUUGGAUCUCUUCCCAAUUUAGCGAAGACAAGAUAGAGGGUUGAUGAGAACUAAUUAUUUCUGUGAUAUUGUAAAUUUAUUGUUGUUAGAACUACAUUAGAAUGUUAUUUUUGUUCCUUUUUUGUAAAUAGUGUAAAGUAUACUCUAAUAUUAUAUAGUAAAUAUUAUGUUAACAAGAAUCAUGUUAUUAUCUUAAUUAAUUCUUAAUACAAAUUACAAUAUGAUUUGUAGAUAAUUAGAAAUAUGCCCAGUGAGAUAAUAAAUGUUAGUUGAAGA